CAAAGCUCUGCAGUAGACAUGGGUGAACGAGUCUCAAUAAAUGAAGUAAAGUUGAACGGUUAUUAUUGUUAGAACUUAAGUCGGGACACCUGUCACAGGAAACCCCGCUGUUUCCAGAAUUCUUUGACCCCUUAUCGAUAGUAAAUAACGUGGAUUAAGUUUGCUACAGGUAAAGAUUAUAGGCCUCAGCAUGACAGCAAUGUAUGUCUUCAGUACCGAUAAGCUGUAUGGGAUUGUUUGUAUGCUCUGCAUAGUUUUUCCCAAAAUUGGCCUGACACGAUUGACUUCAGUCGCCGUUGGUAGGAGAAAAAACAAGCUGCUGAUCGUUAACUAUGCCUUUGCCGUACUGCUCCCUGUGUCCUCAGGGUUUCUUGAAUAAAAUCGCUUGCAAAUUCUUUGUGAAUUUGAUUUGUGUUUCCACUUCGUACAUCUCUUAUAAAACAUGAAACGGCCGCAUCACGUUAUCCGGUCAUUAGUUAGAUUUUUUGCUGUUUUAAAGGUGACCAUCAUGUGUAACUCCCGACUCUGACUCACCAGGUCUGAGACGCAUGCGAUAUGUCCAUCGAAUUACUUUGUAAAUAUUUUUGUAGGCCAGAAGAUCAAAACGCCCCGGUCGGACAAGGAAAUGACUAUUCAAGGUUGUUUUUUUUUUACCAGGCCCCACUUUUCGGCGUAUAACCAUUCCCUGUCUUCAUUGAUCGUCCACAUCCACAGUCUUUUCAAGACAUUUCUCCUGAAACCUUUGUAUUUCUAGAGCAGGUGUCCUUAAGCGCGUUUGAACGGUUCUAGACUUGUAAGAAUAGUCUUUCAUAUUUUAGGUGAAAAAGCAUUACAGUGUCCAGCCUGUUCCGGUGUAUACGGGACAAAAAGGGGACUUCAGAAGCACAUGAAUAAAAAGCAUCCUGGUAAAUAUAUUCCUUUAUUUGCACAGGCCAUAGCGUCGGUGUCAUCCUUCCUUCUUACGACACAUUCUUCAUUAGACUUUUUUUUAAAGUGCCGAGAAGACAGGUUUUGCAGUUAGCUUCACUUCUGACUACCACUCGUGUCCACAGGUGAUGGAGGGUAAAGUGGCCUUCAUCGAAGGUGUGGUGGAGUAUAAACAAGUAACAGACGAAUAAGCAGUCGCGGACCAUAAGGCAAGAGCAGGGCACUAAUUUGACAAAUUAAUCACGAAGGGCCACACGACGAAUGUUGCUUCUCCCGCCGCCGUCGCCUUGCAGAUUAAGGUUCCAUCCACACUUCGGGCGGGACAGGGGAUCUUGCCUUUAUAGUAAGACCGUGGGUCUCCGCAAAAUGCAUGCCGUAGUCUCUAAAACCGACAAAACCGGUACUGUUGCUGACUGAAAUAAUGUACAAAGUAUGUCUUCAUUAGAGUUUAACAUGUGAGUGCUUGCGCUUCAUUUUCCAUGGCCUCAACCCCUCGUGCUCGACUGAACGACACUGACGCAUUCGUCUCAAUGCUUCGCCCAAUUUUCUUUCUAAUCGCUGUCGAAGGUGGUGUACUGUUUAAGUUGUAAAACCUCAGAAUGAUUGCCGAGCAUUUCACAGUCCACUCCAUCUCUCCCCAUGAUUUCGUUGGUUUUUUCCAUUGACGUUACCGUGAAACCGCGUAUACUUCAAUGCCGAAGUAGCUGUAAGACUCAACGAGCGGCCAUUCGCGAGUUGUAUGUUUUCUUUAUUCAGUAAUCACACCGCUGUUUCUGUCAUCCUAGAGCUGCCUCCUAUACAGCUUUCACGUACGUUGUUUCUUCUCUACAUUGACCUGUCUGGUUUGUGCUUUGGAGUUAUGCUUGCUCUGUUGGUUCUAUCUGAUUACUCUGCUCACAGUCUUCUUUGCUUCUCCUCCCCCACCCUCCCCUGCGACUUACCGCCUUUUAUUAAAAAGGACCACGUAUACUUGAUUUGUCCUUAACUAUCACACGCUUUUUGCGCCUAACCUAGAGGACUGUUGUUUCCAUCUUGACUUUAGCCGGGUUGGAUAAGCCAAAGACGGUCCGCAAGCCGUUAGGAGUGGCCAGCUUCAUACAGUUCUCAGGUAUUUUGGCACGUAACCAUAUUCUCAGGUUUUUAUAGAUUUGUGCGGUACGUGGAAGUAUUUAGUUGUCGCUCACUGGUCUUUUGAACCACUAGUUCCUGUCUGUGUGCUAUCGCCCCACUGAUAAUAUUCAACUUUUCCACAUGCCCUCUAGAGCGUCUCAUCUCCAAGGAGAAGGCAGCUGCCAAAAGAAAGCUCCAUGGAGAAGUUUUCUACGAUGGUAAUGUCACAGCCUUAUGUUGCACUGAUUAAAUGACGGCUCUUUGAGUAUCCCACCUUAUCUGUUUUCUUUCUCUAGACGAGGAAGUCAAGACGGAGACGGCUUCCAGUGGUAAGUGCAAUACUUGUACAAGGAGUUUACGCUACUGCAGCUACUGACUUUGCCAUGAAUUGUCUCUUGUCUUCCGAAUGCUUUCUUACGCAGGCGCUGAGAACGUCCGCGAGACGCCUUCAAAAAGACGUCGGAUUUCUCCCGGGAAGCCUUCCACAACAGGUAAUACAGACACGCUAUAAUUUCUUUUGACGGUUGCUUAAGAGUUACUAUAAUCUUUUGGGUUAAAAACCCUGGUUCUGAUGGGUCACUCGUCUUUUUCUUGACGUACCUAGUUGUCUGUUCCUGCGUCUCUUUUAUCCUCAUCCCUAUGCUCUCCACAAUGUCUUGCACUUGUUUUCAGUAGUAUCUUACCCCAAAAGCCCUAAAUCUAGAGCUCUCGAUUUAUUCGCCGGUCGAAAUAUUUGGCGGCCAUUGUGGACUGUGUUUGCUUGGACGGCAGAUGUUUGUUUGCCCUCGACAGUUCGACUGUCGUGACUGACGAUGUCCACCGUGUGCCCCACAGCAGGGAGGGAGCAGGGUUGAUGACUUACGCGUGAGUUAGUUUAUAGUUAUAUUAGGCUUGUGCGGCAUCUACCACGCUCCUCCUCCCCAAUUUGGAUCCGGUGCCAAGACAGAGCCAAGGAAACCGGAGGCGGGAGAGGGAGCAGAUGGUUGGGCAGACGAUUGGGACAACAAAAACCAGCACCUAGGCGCACCACCACACCCCCUGGUUUGCAACGUACACUGACCCGAGAUUUUUACAGCAAGAAAAAUAGGGGGAGGUGAGACGGAUCCCAGAUGGCGAGACGUGAGCUCGCCACAGGGCGUUCCAACCGUGUUUGCGCCCACCGCUCGAAUCACAAAACCGAAUAUCUGUAAUCGGCUGACCUAAUGGCGAAUUAUCAAUCCCUCAAAGGUAAUAUAGUGUGCCGUGUAGCUCGACAGUGUGUAUGUAAAGGGCAUUAAUUAAAAUCUUUGGAACGCAGCGUGUCUGCCUGAAGGUUGAGCAUUUUUGAGAGCUUCGCCGGGGCUAGCUCGGAAAGGUUACAGGCAGAUUGGAUGAUUAAGAUAAUUUUACACCGAAGUUCAGCACGUUUACAGUGAGCCGGACACUUUCGUUCCCCAGCCUCAUUGAGUAGGUCAGGCAUGGCCUAUGCUUAUUUAUGGUCUCCAUGUCAACGCAUUAGUCAAAUAGUAGCUUAAAUGCUCAUUUCUCGGCUUUCGGUUGUGCUCACAACCGAUGGGACAUCAGCUUGAGUCACGCGUCCGGAUCAUCGUUCAGGGUAAUACUACCACAUAAUUCCUCUUAGGUGGUGAUUUGAAUGAACCUCAAGGGUACAGCAGGUCCCUCUAUCCAACCAUUUGCAGAGCUUUCCACGUACUGCUAACAUCAAACCUUGAUGAAUUUCGUAUCAAGGGUAGAGCACAGCAUAAGUUAUCCUUUCUUUGUCUACGCGCAUGUUUUCUUUAGAAUAAAUACUUAAGAAUGCAAGCUCUUGCUAGUAUGUUUCACUAUCGUCCAGCUAUCCAAAUGAAGUUAUCCUUUAUUUUUAGCUACUGAGCCACUGACCUGUAGUUGGUGCGAACGAACUUUCUCAGACGAAAGUCGUCUCCGCAUGCACACGGCUUCAGAACAUGGGAGUAAGUUACCAGCUUUACAUUCUCGUGUUUGACCCAUUGGAAUGUGUUCACAUCCCCUUUCUUUUCGUCAGAAACUUUGCCAAGACCUUCUGUUCUGAAUGAACGGACCAGACAGGGCCUUUCGGAACUGGCCUUGACGCCCCAAAAGACGGGCUCACAGACCACACUCAAUCUCAAUCCGAAGGAGUAUGCGGCCAUCGAGAAAGGUAACAAUACCGUACCUCCCGCCCCUUGUUGUUGAUGCUUUGCAUGCAUUGAGUGAUUUUCCCACAGUCUUCGCUCCGCAUCCCAUGUUCAUCGCCAACAUUAUCAGAGUUUGGUCUCUCUUCUUAGAAAUUCUUUCACAAAGACGUUUGCCUUGGGUUGAUUUGUCCAAGGAUAGACCCCUUGUUGACGCUUACCUCAAGCGUGAUGACACUGCGAAGACGGAGGUGCCGAUCAGUUCGCCCCCUAAAGAACCCGUCAUACCCACACCACAGAAAGAAACUGUUGAACCAAAACCGAAACGUGAGCUGCUCAGAACUGCCUUGUCCUGUUUGACGGCUUCGGAAAAUGUACUGUCCUAUAAUCUUUGUUUUCCUUCCUGUUGUAGCAGUCCCACCAGUGGUUGGUAAGUCUUUUAUUUUUGGCUUUAUUCAUAAUCCAAAAAUAAACGCUGGUGUGGAAGACUUCUGGUGCCUGACUGAAACGCGAAAAACUCGUCGGAAACCUUUAGUUGCUACUUUAAGCUGAUAUUUCUAGAAAAUUCCGGCACUGGUUCGCAGACGGAUUUACAUAAGUAUCUAGUGGUGGCCUCGAAACUUAAUCCUCAUUAAUUUCUUGGCUAAUAUCUGUACAUUGCUUCUUUUUCCGACGGACCUCAUCCUUUUCAUCCUUAUUUCUGCUUUUAUUUACAGCUCGCCAACCACCUAAAGGUAAUUACUUCCCAUCUGCAUCAUGUGUAAUGCACAGUACAAGUCGUACCGUUUUAGUGAAGCUUGCCUUCUCAAGCCAGAUGUGAUUUGGAGAGAAAGUAUGGUAACCGGACGAUUCACUGUACUGAAGUUAUAACUUGCCUGGCUAGUCACUUGGUGGCAUUUACUAAUCUAGUAGAAUUGUACCACAGAAUCCAGGCUUUCCUCUUUGCCUUGGAGAUCCGGUUGCGUAGAAAGGGAGACUGAAAUGAUAUUUUGCAGUCGUCAUUCAGCGUCGACCCAACUACAUGCCGAGAAGACCAGAACCAACUGACAGAGCCUCUGGCUCAGUGACCAUCUGCACCCGGGUUUCAGCCUCAGGUCUUCUUGGCCUGCGCUUGUGAUCUAGCUAAUGUACCCCUCCAAGCCAUCCAGAAAUGACCACUCCAGUCUUACCUGUAAAUGGCAAUAAUGCUUCUUGGACCUAAACACUCUUUGUGCGCAACGGGGAAAGAACUUAUGUCCGAUCUAAAACUAAGCAACGUUCGGCACAUCGACUCGAAAGGUAGGUUGUCCGUCACAAGGUAGGCCAUAGGAUGGUCCUCAUGAACCCGCAAAAGUUAGAUACCGUGAACCCCUGGCUCUGCGAGGUACAAAUUUGGGCGAUGAAGCUACCGGCUUCCUUUCAUAGUGUAUUUGUCGUCAAUCUAUCCUGUAUCAUAUUCCUUCCUUCGAACUUCCUUUUUAGCAGUUUUCAUACCGCAAGUGGUCAAGCGUAAGUCUCCUUCCUUUUCUUGCAUCAAUACUCAACCACUGCAAUUACCACUAGAGUUAUUAUCGUUUGCUGCUUUUGCUUCCGAUCUUUGUAACGCUCACUAGUUACUACUUUUAUGUACACCUUUUUUUCUAGCAGAGAAGAUAAUCGAACGUACGUUUUCGUAUGCUUUUUCGUAUCCUAUAAGCUGUCUCUGUUGGAUGACCAAAAAGUAAAGUCCUUUUCCCUUUCAGCUGUGGACGACGAAACCCGUAAGUCCCAACCAGGAUAUUUUAGCCAUUUUCCAAGUCUUUCUAAAAUCCACGAACGAGAAGCUUAGAAGGUCCUAGUUCACCAUGUUCAUCUUUGUAAAAGAAACCGUCCACCAUUCCUCGACUGGAAGCUCGUCGCCAGUUGUCUAUGUAGUCGGGUCCAAGUGUUCCAAUGGUUAUUCUUACAAAGGAUUUGGCGGACGUUGCGUUUUUUGCCACUUUGUGCUCGAACCGUUCCUUCCCUUUGAUUGCUAUCAAUUCCUAGACUGGUCUUCCCCAAAGCUUCAAUGAAGCGAACAUUGUUUUAAUGUCCCUUCGGCCGCACCUAGUAAAAAAGACGGUUGUUAGUGGAUUAAUAUUUACAGAUCUGCUUUGAAGGACGGCAUCCCAGUCAAGUGCAGGGCCACGUGCCAUCCUUCUGGACCUAGCGCUCUACAAGCAUCUGUUAUGCCAUGGCCUUCGCAGCCCGGUAUGCGCUGGCAGUUCUUUGACACCUGAUUCCCUGCCGGUAGAUGCGCUUGCGCUCCCGCUGGGCACACAGGUUGUGAGUAUGGCUGCCCAGUCAUUCUCGUCCUCUGAUUCGUUGUGGUGUUGUUGGUUAAAAUCUUGGUUAGUUGUUGUGUGGACCCAGGGGGUGUGGAGUGGAGCGCCAAAGUGCCGUAUCGGCCGCACCAUCCACCAACGCCCUCCCCCACCUUCUUGACUCUGCCUUGACACCGGGCUCAGGUGGAGAAGGAGACAGUGCAGUAGAUGCAGCAUAAGUCUAAACUACUUCAGGCGCAACUCACCAUGUCUGCUUCACCUUGUUGUGGAGCACACGGUGGAUAUCGUCGGUAACGACGAUCGAAAUGUCAUGUCACACCCUCACCUGCUAGAAAGCGACGUUUUUGCAGAACUAACAGUUGUUCGUAGUCCGUUACACACGCAGGACCAUUUCGACCCAUGUGUCACAACUGGCAUCAGUUUUUUAAUUCCUUGGGUGCGCACGGAAAAUCUUUUCACCAUAUCUCUAACGAAGAUACGAAUUAAGUGUCCAGACGGGCGUUUCACUGAUUCCAUGUUACUGUGUGAUGUAGAUGCAGGAGAUUCGACUCAUCAGCUCGUCCCCUAACCUUUCCCGUCUGUACCUUGACUUUCAGAGCAAAAGCCGUAGUUUCAUUUAAAAUCAAUGGAUGCUGUCUGAAUGGAUACUGGAAACCACAGGGAAAACACUAGGCGACCUAUUGAAGAGCCAAAGUCCUCGUAGUUGCAUCAUGCAGCAGCAGGGUAUUAGUGGAACACUUACCUGUGUUUAUAGUCUGCAGGGACGGCUUUCUGUGUAUACCGCGUAUACUGCUUACUACUCGUUUGGACGAUUUAACCAUGAAGCCAUUUCCCAGGCCUUUGCAUAAAUUUCCGAAUUAAACUCUACUCCAAGGUAGUCCAUUAAUUUCACAGGACGAUAUGUUAUGUAUGCCACUAUCCGUUAUAGUAGUAGGUCUGCGUACCAUAACCCGUAUUUUUCGCAUUUAGCCGGGGCUAUCAAUUGUUUCGUCUGCUGUAUGGCCUUCAUGGCCAAUGAUCUGGAAGCACAUGUGAGGCAAAAACACAAACGUAAGCUUUUUUUCAUUUCAUUCCUCUACGUUUUGUGCCUCAAAGUUCUUAGCCUGAGUGUUCACACUUGUUUAUUGACACGUUCGGUUUGCAGUUUGCAUUGCGUUCAUGUUUUUUCAGGGUUCCCCCGGUCGCAAUGUUUCAUUUGUGGGCGCAACUACUCGUCCGUCGACAACUUGCGUGUCCAUGUCAAAACUGUGCAUUUAGGUAAGGUGUUUGCUCUUCCCUGAGGACCGUUACGUCAAAUUUUCCAUGCCAUCAUACUCUAUCCUAAUAACCUCUGUACGCUUUUCAGGACUCUUCAAUUUCCAGUGCCCCAAGUGCCCCCGAGCAUUCUUCUACUAUCCCAAGCUCAUUAAGCACCUCGUGCUUUCUCAUCACUGUAAGAACACUAUCUCUGCAAUUUACGUAACUAUCAGGAGCCUGACCACCGAUUCCUUAGCUUUGACUCCGUAUCAUUGUGCGGCCAACUCCUGAUGUCUAAUUUAAGUACUUCUUCCUUUAAGUCAUUUUUGCCAUUAGUCGCAUUUAUUAUCUGUUAAUGCAUCUACCUGCUCUGUUAUUUGCAGGCGAUGACAUCCCGCCGAGGGAAGAAUGCCGUAUCGACAACAGCUCUCUUCGUCCUGCCCGUAGGUCUUCAACUUGUCUGGGAUGCAUAUUUCCGUCUAAUAUUUCUAAUUGCCGGCUUCUCUAAUUUAAUUAGUUUUUACUGCUAGGUAUUCUGUGUAGGUGCUUUUUGUGCAUAAUAAGAAUGAGGAGAAGGGAUCAUCUGAAUCGUAAGUAGAUUUCAACGUCGUAUCGAAAUCAGAGGAGUUUUCAUCGGUGUACGACAAAGAAGGUCACUUGCUCCGAUAACACACACUGCCCUGCAGCUAUGGGAAGGUGGCAUUUGACCGACAAUUUACUGAUUCGGCCUCAAACACUUAAAUUCAGUGAAACACGAUGACAGCGCGUCCUGCAAUGGUGGAGACUUGCACUCAUUUGCAACGUCAGGAAAUCCAACUUGUGAUUCCUGAAUCUCGUCUUUUUUCUCUUAUGUUGUUCUCGUUUGUGUAAAAUGUCACCCUCUUCUAAAAGCAGACUCUUAAAAUAGGCCGUGAGCCGGGAGCAACCAUCGCAGUUUACCAGCAGCACGUUCGAGAUGGAGAAUCUCGAUGCCUGGCCUGCAGGACUGUCGUUCCGACCGAACAUAUGAAAAAGCAUGUUGAUGAACAGCACACCUGUAAGUCUACUCGACCAUGUCGAACAUCUCUUUUAUCGUCAAGCUACCACUCACUGGUGCGUUCUUUUGACGCUUCCCUCCUGCCAAAACAGCUUUCCCCCGAACCCGGUGCUACCUUUGUGGAGCCCGAUUCGAUACCGCUGCUGGAGUAGAGGAGCACGUACGGCGCGUUCACUUUGGUCAGUUGCUCCACCUGAGUUUACUUGCCCUUGGCUUACCUGCGCCGUUGUCAAACCUUAAAUUUACUUGUACAGGAAUAAGUUGAAAAGUGGGUAAGCAUUCUUUCGAGCUGGUUUGUAUGCUGGUAGAGUAUACGGAUAACGGAAUUGCUAAGUGACAUCUCAUGAUAUUUGAGCUGCUCUCCUCAGGGCGAGACAUUCCAGACAUCAGCGUACCUUAAAGAAACUUAUGCGAAAAUUAUCUUGCAUUGCUAGAACAACCAUCCUAUCACACAAACAGAGUGAUGUUAACAGCUUACUUAGUCGAACGAGACACUGCUCAUAGUACGAAGGCUGCCGAAUAAGAUUUGACUAUUUGUUCAGCCUAUUUUCCCGAAAUGACUACCCUACAGACUGUGGCUUGGAAGGCUGCUGACUGACGCCCUAACUCAGUCCACGCAGUCUGCCCAGUCGUGCGUGCGUAUGUGAGGAGUGGCAAACUGGUGGGCUGAGAGCCAGGCUGAAGCGGCUGCAUCUUGACGUGACUUACGGCACACUCACGCAUGUGAGAUGUACGCCGCUCAACCCUCGUUGGGUGAAAUCUUGGUGCUUGUGUCUAGGGAGCCAGGUCGUGCAUGUGGCGCGCGCAGACAAGGUCACUAGAUAUGCCAGCCAUCGCGCCCAUUCCCCGCACCUGUCAACUGAUCAGCUCGGACAGUGGCUGGGGUCCGGGAAUGGGAAGAUAGAGUGAGCUCGACGACUCAGCCCACUUUCCACCUCACUAUAAACAGUCUAACGCGCUUGAAACUCAUAGUGGGCUAGAAGCCGUGGUUUGGAAGGUUGCUAACUGACGGGUUAACUUUGGCCUCGCAGUCGGCCGAGUGUUGUGUGUUUGUGGAACGGCCAACUGAUUGUCUAAGAAUCAGGCUGUAAUGACUCCUUUAUGGCACUCCGGCUCCGUGGGGUCCGAGUCAGGUGUGACGGCACGCCGAGGCACGGCUUCGGCCGCGCCAGGUCUCUUUGUUGUUGGUCAAAAUCCUGGUCAUUUGUUGUUUGGACCAGAGGGUGUGGAGUGGAGCGCCAAGGUACGGGCUCAAAAGGGCCAUCCACCUGCGUCUUCGUUCGCCUCCUGUCCUCUUGACUCUGUCUUGAUACCGGGUCCAGGUGAGGGAUAAGGAGUCUAUAUUCACUAUAAGUCACUGUGCGUGCUGUGGAGCACACGGUGAGCAUAGUCGGCACCGGCGAUCGAACUAACUCUUCAGACUUUGUGUGCCGAUGCAUGAGACAUGAAAAACCACAAGAACUAGCUCGUUACGAUCUGCCGUCCAAACCAAGAGACUGGAGAACACUUCCUUUUAUUAUAAAUGCGUACGAAAUCGUUGAAAGACACCCGAGGGAGCACUAAAUACAAGUGGCGCGCGAACCGAUGACUACACUACGCAACCAACUUAUACACUACGAGGAUGGGGCUGGCUAUUUUGGAUAAAGAACGGGUCUACAAGAUUUCACUUCACACCUGCGAUGCAGUGUAUUGUAGUCAAACUGGAAAAUCAGCCUCUACGCGCCUACACGAACACCAACUGGAGACGAGACUACUUAUCCCAAAUCACCAUACAUACGCGAAGAACUGGACACAAAUUUUCUUGGGAUUAGACGUUCAUUGUCGGUUUGUGCCUACAUGAGAAAGGCCGAGAAUUUCUGGAGGCCAUACACUCAGAUGAUUCAUGUAUCAAUCGGCACAUCGAAAGGACAGAGGUGACCUUAUAUCGACGGUUCAUUUGCUGCGAGGGCUCGAGUUAGAUGUCAACUGGGAAACCCUUUUGGAAAUGACACCAAUAACUAAUCACAGAUGACAUGAUUGCCUACGUAAGAAGGAAGUGUGCCACAUCAGUUGACGUUCAUCCUUUUUUCUCACAGAAAGUCACUCGCCUACCGCGAGUGUGUUCAAGAAACACCUGGAUAGUCACCUAUUAAAGUUGACCGAAACUCCCAACCCCAUCUAUUUGGUUGCUGAAAUGACUAUUAAUCCGCCACAAACAAGAUUUCAGCAGUUCGUUUGUUCAAAAGGCCAUUUGGGGAGCAUACGUCUGCAUUGAAUUAAUUCACUUCAGGUCUGUACAGUGAGUGAUUGAUCUUAUGAAAUGUUGACUGAAGGAUUACCUAGGCGCUAUUGUAAUACUGAUUAUCUUGCGGCAUAAUCCUAUGAUAUUUCAGACUCGACAGGAUGUCAGCUUUUGAAUACACUGCUUUUCGAACCCCUGAAGAAACCGUGCUCGGUAAAAAAUGACUAAUUAAGUAGCGUGCCUUUUUCCUAUUGAUAUCUUGGCGGGAUAUUGCCAGGCAUCAAAAGCAGCCACCUGACACUCUCCCAUGCGUAGAAAGUGUAUCUGAAUUUGUCGAUAGACAGCUGAGAAAAUCGUUGUAUGCAAAUAGCCACACCAGCUCACGAGUACUUUACGCACACAGAUUAUGACUCCAAGGACAGGGUUAACUGCCUCGAUAGAUGGGGUUGUCUAAAAAAGUCAAUGUGCCAGUUGUGAUGCUGUCUAUUACGGUCAAAGCGAGGAAUCUACCUCCACACGUAUAUAAACAUCAUCUGGCGGUCAGGAAACGAAACCACAUAUCCCAGGUGACCGUGCGCCUUGGGCACAAAUUUGUGUAGGAGAACAUUCGUAUUGUUGGCGCCUGCCCCAUAGAGAAGGACCAUGAAUUCCUGGGUGCAAUGCACUCAGAUCGGGUGUGCAUCAUUAGGCGUAUCGUCUUAAAUGCCACUUAGAAAGUCAUCAAGGUCAAAUGGAACUGAACGCAGCCAAUCCCGACGGGAGAAUGAAAUACAUUUGACGUGUAUUGGUGCAGGCUUCUGCCAAACACAGAAUCUCUUCUUACGCACGGUUAUGUAGCUGUUUUUAUACAUGACCCAUAUGUCUGGCGAUGAACUGAUGAGGUGCGCUCAACGAUUGGGUUACCGGGCAUGCUCGUCCCAUUGUGUUUUGAGGUUUGAUCGUCGGCAACGACGGCCGAACUGUUUUGUGUGUGCGUCCCCCCCUCCCUCCCAAACGGCCACGUGGUAGAUGGGCUGGACCAACACAGGGCCUUAUCGGAUUCUGGUUGGCGUUAUUGGAAUGCGCACCAUAACAGAUGCCAACAUCUCGGAGUGCGGUUGGAGACCCAGUUGCCGGCAGGCGUCGCGCACAUUGGGACCCCUGCGGCCCUCCCCCUUGUUUUUGGUCAAAAUCCUGGUCAUUUGCUGUGUGGACCACGGGGUGUGGAGUGGGACACCAAGGUGCGGGCUCGACCGCGCCAUCCACCUGCGCCCCCCCCCCACCUCCGGUCUUCUUGACUCUGUCUUGACACCGGGCCCAGGUGGGGAAGGAAAGAGCGUGGUAGACGCUGUGCAAGUCUACAUUCACCAUAAACUAAUUCACGCACAAGCCACCGUCCCUGCUUCACCAUGCUGUGGAGCACACGGUGGGCAUCGUUGGCAACGACGGUCGAGCUGUCGUGGUUCGAUCGUAGAGGCCUUUCAGGCAAUCGCACCGCGACUAGUAGUAUAGAUUUAAGGAGACUACCAACAAAGACAAGUGAGACCGGGGCUACAAACUAAGGUUUAAGUGGUUCGUUAGGAAGGUAACAAACCUUAUUCUGCAAAAUGUUCUGGGCUGAUUCCUCAAACCGUUGUUAAGCGCAUGGUAGCUGUGCAAAGUAGUUAGUCUUUUAAGCGUGCCUAAAAUAAGCGCUUGAUUAUCGUUUAUGCCAAUCAUCGGACGCUGUAUGCCAUCACAUCACUUAAACCGGCUGGCGCAUCAUCCAUUUUUCUUUAAAUUUUUAUACGCAACAUCCAACUAGAUGUACCGACGGAUGAAUAAGUCGCCCCAGUGUAAAAACCGACAAAUUUUCUGUCCUUCCCUGGUGAGGAAACACUGACAAUACGCGUUCUGUCCCAAGCAAGUGUAUCCGAUAUUCGGAGCACGCAUUGUUACCCGGGACUUAUGGUCUUACCUCUUCAUUACCCAUUGAUGGGAAUAUGUGCAUAUGGAGGUUGAUUUUUCAGUCGGCCAGGAGUGUACUGUGUUGUAGAAUUUUGGAAAGGACUUCUUUCGUAUCCAGAUGGCUAACCUUGUCCUUAAGGUGUACAGACUGGGUGCUUGGUAUAGUCGGUUUGUGCGCCACUUGUUCCCUCGAGUGUUUUUGAACGAGUUCAGACGCUCUCCUAAAGAGAGGGACGGUUGCCCAGGUUGUUAGUUUGACCGUCUGACUAGAUUUACUUAUUUUCUCUUUUUUUCUCAUGUUGUCUCACGCAUGCAUGUGUGCACACUUAACGUCUACUUUUUACUUUUUUCAGGCGAGAACUUACACACUUGCCCAGAGUGUGAAGAAGACUUUGAAGAUAUUAAUGAGUGGCGAGAGCACCUGGAAACAGUUCAUGAACGUGAGUUCCUCCUUUGCGGCUUUGACUUUACAAAUGAACCGUAGUUACAGUAACCAUUAAGUAAAUUCUGACACGUAGACCUCGCAAGUUAUCUUCUCGAGCACGUUCUUUUGGCUCAUUUGGUCUACACUACUUUCCAUUCCGAUGCAUUCUCACUUAGGGGGGGUUAUUGACAAGCAAAAGCUUGCAGGGAACUAGCGUAUUUAACAGCAGUAUGAGGGACGACAUAAAGUUGUGCAUCCCGGCCUGCAGCCUAAUUUGAUCUUAUUCGUUACCAGAAAAGCUGAGGCUGUAGUGUUUGCUUUAAAUGAUGUUGUGUAUGUCCGUCUGCAGCACCUAUAAAGAAACAGGACUCCUUUCUAAUUUAGUUGACAUCCAGACUCACGCCACCAUAACCGUGCCUUGUGAUGAGUAACCUUCGUUUCUAACUACUCAUCUGUGAGCAGAUUUGUCUGCCCCAGUGACCGUAUUGUAAAGCAAUUUUACGCCCGUCUGGCUAAUCAGAUUGAUGUACCACUUCCGGCUCUCAGUGCCAAAUGCAACCGUUUGGGAAUGCUAAAACGUGUAGUUGUGAGAACCUAGGUCUGGUGGGAUAGAGAUUGUUAUUGACCGCUUAUAGUGUAGUUGUGUUCGCGAAUACUGCGCAUAUUUGUUUCAUAUGAGCCUUUUCAACCGGAUUUCUGAGUUUGGACUACAGUUCUGAGGUUUUUUUACUUAACCUCGGCGGUCGAGUAGAUAAACACUAACAGCUCACGAGCACGGGAACAACCUGGUUCUAGGUAGACGCCAUCUAUACAGAACUUAGUUGAAUUCUUGUUGAUCUUUUUUACGAUCCAAAUUUGUAGGUCAGACGAUGUACAAGUGUGAACACUGCGGAAGGGCAUUUGGAUGGCGAAAAUUCCUUCGGUGCCAUAUUCGCGAACAUCACCCUGGUAAGCCUCUUCAGUGGCUGGAGCAUGUUCUGUCUGCUACCUUUGCUGUGACCUACACUAAUGUCGGGCCGCCUUAAAUUUGGCGACGGGAACCGGCAAAGAUGAAGUGACUGUAUGUUUACACCCCUGACAAACUGCAACAUUCUGGAACGUGGGAUGUCGAAUACGUGGAGCAAACGUUAUACUAGAAAUGAAUUAGAUUAUAAAUAAAUAAAGAAUUUUUUUAUUAAAAACCCGUCGGGGUCCCAUCAAAGCAAGUAAAAACAAAUUUACAUACGAACUUUAGACGAGGUAGGCAGAAUCUGUACAAAAUGCAAUUCAUAGUUUCUGAAUUUUUAGUCCGUUCAGAAAAAUGAUGAGCGAGCGGUGAAAAAACCACUUUAAAAUUUAAAAAUUAUUGGAUUAAUUUUACAGGAGAAAAAAACCCUCGCUAAUAAUAACACAAAAUGCGGGCAGGAUUAUAAUCGGACAUCUGCUGAUUUUCAGUAGAUUGUAGGGUGGGAGGUCGACAUCCGUAGUUUUAGAUAACUCGGGCCUGUAGACUGAGAGCCAGGUCCCAGCGGCGGCAACUUUCACUGAUGUACAAUGUCGGGAGACAAGGACCGAGCUAUGUGGAGGGUAGGCGAACAGCAAAUAUGGGGUACAUGUAGAUGAGGGUUUUGUGGCAGGUCACCUCUUGCAUCCCCGCCCGUUUCCAGACAUUUUAACUUCGUCCUGCCAUUUGAUCACAGUCUAUGUAGGAAGAUAGUGUGAUGUAGGUGCUACGCAUGUCUUACUGGGACAGAAAGCCCCUGCAAGUCACGGCUCUUUUCGUCAAAUGCGACAGCCUAUCUGUAUUUAUUUGAAAUUGCAGGGAGUAAUAGCCCCAUUCGUGUAUUAUUACGCGUACUUGAAUGUCGACGAGACUCCUCAAGCACAAAGCCUUGUUUUCUGUAGGUGCCAGCGGUUCACUAUUUGGUUUGCGAGCAGACUUCCGCGCGUCAAAGACCACGUUGCAGGAAGAAGUGGAAAGGCAGCGUAAGGCUUUCUACUUUCUUAUUUGAGCUAAACUUGGAUCUUAAGUAUUUCCAAAAUCAGAGUUUGGCAAGUGGGCUUUUUUUACUUUCCCCAUUCCUCUGCUUGCGUACAGUUAGCUUGGCCGAAGAAAAAAAGGCCGCGAGACAGGGUCGAAAAAGUGACGAGUCUGCGAAACAUGACGAUUCUCUGGACGACUCUGAAGGCAAGUUCAUUGAAGCGAGUUCACAUUAUGGCCCUCUUUGCUAGGUCAGAUCUGGUUUUAGUUUGUCAUAACGCAUCAUGCACCUGUUUACCAGUGAUCGUCUUUGGUCAUGCAGACGAAAGUGCUGUCCUAGUUUGGCGCUCCUCACCCUACUUCGCGCCUCUCAGUUGUUUUAAUUUUAUUACCAUUUACAUAUUUUACAAAUGAUAUUUUAUAUUUGUGUAUUGUCUUGGUUGCUUCAAGGCUACUUUCUGCACCAACAGCAUUUUUGUGAAUUGUCCUAAGUUUGUCACUUGUAUAAAUUUUGGCAAGCACGCAGUAUGCGACCCCACUCGGAAUAAUAAUCCAGGUCUUCGUGUAAUACGGAAUUUAUGGGUGAGGCUUAACGUCGGAAAGGACUUUAAAUACAAAUUCACAGGUGGAGGAAGCAGAGAACUAUUCCCUAAUAGAUCUACUAGAUAGGUUAGACCACGGUGCGCACAUUCACCAUCCAACUCUAAGAGUUUUGGUUGACAAAAAUAGGAAUCCUGCUGUUUUUCGCGUCUGAAUUCUAUCUCACUCGAUGCAGAAACCUCCGAACUUUCGCCAUCUUGUGCUUCGCCAGACCAUUUGGGUCACCUACAGACGACCUCGCCGUAGCCCGGGGCAUUAAUGAGAGGACUGCUGCACUCAGAUCCUGACUGGUCGCCUAUUACUCUUGCUGUGUUCGUCUAAACCAUAGCUUUGGAUGCUGUGACUUGUGUAUAAACCGCUCUCCUAUUGUUUCACGCAAUAUGGGUCCCAGGGGUUAUCUCAGGGUUCACCCUCUAUCCCCCCUUGCCCAACGUGUUUUAAUAUUGUUCGCUCGUAAAGCGCUAUUGGUAGCUUCUCAGGAUUCGAGUUUCCGUACUGUUCAGUAAUUGACAGGUCCUUCUGGCAUCAAUCAGAUACGUUUUCGUACUUCAUAGUUACUUGUUAUCCCCUGUCUAUAACAUUAACUGUGUACAAGGGGGUGGUUUGCCUCUUGAAGGAAUAACGGAUUACUUUCUCCAUUUAAAGAUCAAGUUUCGUGACAUAAGUCGACAGAUAAGCUGCACAGCCCAAAAGAAAUUCCACGGACUCCUCGAGUCCCUAUGCGCGGUUGUGCUUCUGACCCGCUGUGAAUAGCAUACACGGGGGCACUUUUGUGCCUCACAUUACAGAGUUAAAAACACAGCCAAGUCGCGCCCAGCAUGACGCUCCUCUGCGUCGACCCGUGCAUCCUUUUUGCUUUUUUUCCUGAGCAUCAUUACAUAAAGAAGGGCGGUCCCACGGCCAAUUGUUUCAUCAGCAUUGUUCGAUCGCCUUGUUUUUUUGUGUAGCAGUAAUCUUUUAGCCUACUUCCACAAAUAUCUGCUUUUAGUUUCCGGUUUUGCGCUCCUUAAUUGAAAUUGAUUGCACUGGUUCUUUUGCAGGCUAUUCACAAUCGAUGAGUCUCAUGGAGUAUCAAUACGAACUUGCAGAUACUUGGAAUCAACAACCCAAUGCCGAAGGUACUGCGGCUACCAGAACCGCUCUCCACAAUUUUUUGCUCUCCCCUACAGCUUUCCGCUUCACGUCUGGGCCUCCGUUGUUUAAUGCUCUACCGAGACUACUCUUUCUCUCGUCCCAUCCAUUCUACCGUCUGUACUUGUUAUUGGGCAACAUUUUUAGCAUAUAUUUUAACCCCGAGGUGUGUGUGUGGGGUGUUGGAUCUCAACAUGCGUUCUUUACUCUUGCUUUUUUUCCUUAAGAUGCCGAGACGAAUGAAUUGAAGGGCCCGAAGAAGGCGAUAAACGUCGAUUUCUUUGGUCGUAAGUAUCUUGAAUUUGCCCUCAUUAGGUGUUCCCUCGAUAGAAAAGCGUUUUUAAACUUGAAACGGCCUGUCAGCUACGGUUAUCUUAUUACUGGAUAUUUUAUCUACUCUGAAGGGUCGCAUUCUCUCGAUCCAUUUUGCUCUAACUACCACUUACACCACUUCGAUGACAAAGGAGCCCAAUUAAAUUGUUAAUUCAACAUGUAGUUAAUAUCGGGAGCAUCUUCACUACUCGUGGCCAGCUUUUCACGCCAAAACAGUGUUUUGAGACGAACCGACCGCUUUAAUGCAAUACCUGCCUUAUGCUAGAAGAGAGCAGGUAUAUUUUGCGGCUGACUACUGGAAAAAAAUGUCCGGGUAUCCGUUGAAGGCUACUGUAGUCCUACAGCCCUCGGGCAACCGCUUUGUCCCUCAGUACUCUUUCAGUAUUUGUCUCAGGCAUCGAUUAGAACCGUGUGGAGUAUCAUUCUUCGACUAUACUAUCCACCGAUUGUUUUCGUUUCGUCUUGCUAAAUCUCGCCCCGGUAUUUCCUUGUACCUACCCUUUUUGCGCUUAUCUGUCUCCGCUGGCAUUGUCCACUAAUCGGCAGACCCAUUCAAAGUGGAUAUUGCUACCUCCUUUUAGCCUCUGUCAUCGGCAUGUGUCCCAUCUGCAAGAAAAUCCUGCAUGGCAAGAAGUCCUUGAAGACGCACAUUGAAGCCAUUCAUCACCGUGAGUCUUAACCCAUUGUCUUGAUCCUUUGGUCUUUACAACUUUCUUAAGACUAAAUCCAAGCUUUGACGUUUUGAUGUGUCUUUGCUCAGUCAAACCCUUUAAUUUUUCCUCACGGCCGAACAGGGGCGGUGACUUGCGCGUGAAUUAUUUUGUGAUGGCACCAGACUUGCGAAGCACCUACCGCACUCUCUCCCCACCCAUAUCUGGUGUCGGGACGACAUCAAGAAGACCGGGGGCGUGAGAGCGCAGGUGGCUGGCCCGGUUAAAACCCGCGCCUAGGCGGGCCACUACAUCCCCUGGUCUGUAACAGACACUGACCAGGAUUUUACGCAACACCAAGCAGUUCGGCGGGGGGGGGGUCCCACGGAGUGGGAGUGCCAUAGAGGUCACAGUAGGGAGCCAUCUGAGCCGGACUCUCGGACCACCGGUCGGCCACUCUGUACAAACACACACUGCGAGGUCUGAGGUCCAUCGUCAGUUGGCAACCUUCCAAGCCACAGAGCCUAGCGCACUCUGAUAGUCUCAACAUUUAUACCCAUCAACACAAACAGACCUCUGUCUUUAUGCUCUUCUAAACCCUCACUUUUGACUUACUAACCUAUAAAUGUGCGCUCUUCACUGUAUUGCAGAGUUGAAGCGUUUCGCCUGUGACCUUUGCGAUCGUGCCUUUUAUGCCCGCUGUGAUCUGCGGAAACACAUUGAGUGUGUCCAUAAUGGCAAGUCUCUUUGCGCUUCUCACUGCUUCAGGCGUCUUUACUCCCAUUUUUAAACGUCUCGCCUUUUUACUUCUGAAUUCGACGAAUCCUCAUCCUUUUCAUGGAAUGACGCAGUCUGAGUUCCUUUUUUAAGCGUUAAGGAAUUUUAACUCUAGCCCUUCCUCUCUUUUAAGGUGUUAAACCCUUUAGCUGCAAUGAAUGUGGCAAGGGCUUUUUCCUACAUUCCCAACUGGCCGCCCACCUGGUCAACAAACAUAAGGGUACGAUUGCCUUUGCGAGGAUGCGAAUCCACUUUUUGGGGCUUCGUUAACCUCCUGCCUGUUUGAUAUUGCUCACUAUUUUAUUUGGUCCUCUCGAUUCCGUACUGUUGCGCCAAGUACCUUAUCUCCUCCUUCGUAUGCGUUUUAAGACACCCUGACCACGCCUCAUUGUGCAUUUUUUUCGUCGGCCUGUAGACAACCCCGUUCGCUUAACGUUUAUUCCAAAAUUUCAGCUACGCUGCCGUUUAAGUGCAAUGAGUGUGGUAGACGCUACGCCAUCAAACAGGUUCUCAAUGAUCAUAUGUACCGCUUCCACACUGGUAUGUUGAAUUUGCUCCUCUUGUUUCUGCUCCUUUGCUUUGGUAUUGUGACUUUUUCCGCUGAAAAAUACCUAGGCAUAAAGAUUUCAUACGGAAGCGAACGUUUCCAGAUGUGAUUUGUUCAAAUAGGUCUCUGCUAAUUAUAGACCCCCUUUUUUUAAGAAUAUUGAAUUGGCAUGGCACCGCAUCCGUAGGCAACCGCGGGGCUUAUUUAUGCGCAUUUAAGGCAAAUCUUUUUGGAGACGCAAAUUGUCCCGACGUCAACAGAUUCCCUUGCGUAAAACGGGCCAGCAUUUCAUAUGAGUCUUUUUCAGACAUCCAAUGCUCAGCCUGAUGCUCGACAGGAUUGCGGUCAGUAGCACGUCCCAUUUAACUACCUCGUUGAUUGGACUACUGGAAGGGCUCUACGCGGUUUUGACAGCGUUGCAUUUGCACUAGGCCGCCGACUGGCUGACAUCAACUACACCGGUGGUAUCUCCCUGCUGGUAUCAGGCUAUGAUGACCACUAAAUUCCGUUUCUCGGAAAAACGAGUCUCUAGAUUGAUCGCUGGGAAGACCUGUGUUUGAUUUUCGUCUCUGACCAGGAGAGGGUUCUCCUUGUAAUUGAAGAAGUGGACGGAUUCCAACAUUUCUGGACAAAGUUACUGCUAACUGACCCAGUGUAGGAUAGCAUAAUCACCCGAAUCGGUGCUGUUCACAGGAUUAUCACAGACCCUAGGUGUUUUUGUACCAGCCAUAGUAUCCUCAGCUCAUGAAGAUCUGCGUGUAUCAGGGCAUCCGCCAGUAAAGUCCUCAUACAAGCUUGCCGAUGCUAGGAUGUGCGUGUGUGUAUGUGGAAGAAAAACGAAAGCCAGUGUUGGUUCACUGUUGCCGGGUAACGAUUCCUCGAACUAAGUACACUGGCUCUAUCUCGAAUGAUGCAGUUCGCACUCGCUGCAACUGCAUCUCGAGGACUCCCCAGGCUACCCAAGAAAGACGAAAAAGGCGGUCUGGGUCCAUGUUUCGUUGCCUGCCCCAUGAAUUCAGUGCUGUUGCCCCUCGUCGGACGCCCUGACAGUCCGUUAGGGCAUGGAGAUGGUUCUUGGACUAUCGGUCCUUGUCGCCGGAGGAGAGUGAGUCGAGCUGUCCGGAUCCCCUGUCGCGGAUGGCCACACAUGGAAAGUGCAAUCCGAGACAUUGUCGGCGCUGGCCAGAUCAGGCGUGAUCACAGCCGUGUCAGGUACGAGUGCAUAAUCAUGACAAAGGAUGAAAGACGCGUGAAUACUUCGAAAUAAUUUGCCCAAUAUGUAUGAAAUAACGUCAAGGUCUCAGUGAGUAAUAAAUACAGAAACGGACGCAGAAGCGGAGAAAGUAAGACUACAUCUCCAGUUUAGAGGAUCAGGUGAAUUGUACAGACACCGAGAUUGCUAGGAAGGGAGAUUAACCACGCGAUCCACGUGUUCCUGCUAGUCGACUUUAGCCUUUUGAUUAUAAACUGUUUCAAACAGCUCAAGGUCCGAGUUGUUUGCGUGCGCAAUAAGACUCGGGAAGCUAAGUGUCAAUGUAAUGUCCUCAACCUCCGACAUUAGAAGUUAUACAUUUAAUAGCCGCACAUGCGUUUGUCCAAGUGCAUAUGGGUCCGUAGACACAAUUGGAAGAUGUACAGGCGGAGUAUGUGCAGUCGCUUUGACUGGAAUGUGUUCGUCAGACUGAAUAAUAUAAAACAGCUUGCCAAAUGUGUCCUCUCAAUGGCACAACGUAACCUCUGUUUGAUUCAGCUCGGAACAUUGCCAAUCUCAAAGGACAACGAUACUACAACGGCAUCUUUCCUGACAGACUACUUCAUCAAUGUCACGUGGUACUAACGUUUACUGAUCUUUUCUGAUCUCAGGACUUUCGACAAACUAUUCCGUUUUGUCCCGAGGCUUUAGUCUAGAGCCCUCCGUGGUCCAUUAGGGUUACUGACAAACACAUGUAAGACUCCGUGUUUGUUAUUUAUCCAUUAAGGAGCCUCCGUGCCCCUUAAUGUCGAAUAAAUCCAGACCACUUAUACGCCGGCAGAUCCUUUUCCCAGGAGUCUUCUUUAAAGUGAUUCUAGGCGCCGUAGACCCGUUCUCAUUUAUUUUUAUUUGAUUUCUGCCACCUCCGCUCUCAGCCUGCUGACGGCACCUGUUGUUAUUUUCUUUCAGACAAACCUAAAAGGGUUCGCGUUAAUGGUAAGUUGACGCGAUAUCGAUAUUCAUGCAACACCCCGUCAUAUGCCCCAUCUAACAUUCCCACCCCUCUUUACGACCCGCCUCUUGCUUCCCUUGUCAAGGAGACCUCCAAACACCAUCUAUUCUGCGUAAGUCCUUUCUAUCUUUAAGUAGUUAUCAUUUCUACCUGCACCUGCUCUCGCCUCAGGCUAUAAAAUUAAGAUGAACAACCGUUACGAAGGAGACUUACUAGGUGGAAUAGGUAUAAAUUCCCUUCGCCAAUUUUUUGGUCCUCACUGCGGUCAAUAAACUUUGUGCGUUUUAUGUUGCAGUUAGUGUUUUUUGAAGGUAAAAUCCAUUUAGCGACCUCGGUUUGCGUUAGCGCCGUUCUUGGGUGUCAUUAAUCCUUCCACUUUAUCAUCGCAUCCCUCUGGCAGCAAAUCCACCAGUCUGUAAUUAUGCAUCUACCUCGACCUAGAGGCAUAGUUGGAAAUCCCUUUAACUUCGACGUGGUUCUGACUGACAGUUCGACCGUCCUUGCCGACGAGGCCCACCGCGUGCUCCACAACAAGGUGAAGCGGGCACGGUGACUUGCGCGUGAUUUUAUAGUGAAUGCAGACUUUCACAGCUUCUGUCGCAGUCUCUCCUGGACCCGCUGUCAGGAUGGAGUCAAGAUGACCGGAGACGGGAAAGAGCGCAGGUAGACAAAACAGUCGAGCCCUCACUUUGGCGCUCCACUCCACACUCUCUGGUUCACACAACAAAGGGAGCUGGCGCGGCCAAAGCCGUGCCUAGGCGCGCCGUCACACCUGGUUCGGAUCCCAUGGAUUGAAAGUGCCAUAAAGGAGCCAUUGCAGCCUGACUCUUAGACCAUUAGUUGGCCGAUUCAAAAACAUUCAACACUCGGCCGACUGCGAGGUCAAAGUAAACUCGUCAGUUAGCAACCUUCCAAACCACGGCUUCUAGCCCACCGUGAUAGCUUCAAGCGCAUCAAAUUGUUUAUAGUGAGGAGAAAAUGCGCUGAGUCGUCUAUCUCACUCUACCCAUUCCCAGACCCAAGCUAGUGUCCGAGGCGAUCAGUUGACAGGGGCGGGGAAUGGGCGCGGUGGCUGACAUAUCUAGUGACCUUGUCUGCGUGCGCCACAUGCACGACCUGGCUGCCUAGAUACAAGCACCAAGAUUUCACCCAACGGGGGUUGAGCGGCGUACAUCUCACAUGCGUGAGUGUGACGUAGGUCACGUUAAGUAGGAGCCGCUUCAGCCUGGAUCUCAGCCCACCAGUCUGCCACUUCACACGUACGCACGCACGACUGGGCAGACUGUGUGGACUGAGUUGGGGCGUCAAUUGUCAGGCUUCUAGGCCACGGCGCUUGACGCACCGUGAUAAUCUCGGACUCGGAUCGCAAAUAUAGGAGAGGAGCCGCAUGGAGAAGGAGCUGAAAAGCACUCUUCUCACUAGCGUGGGAAGUGGCAAUUGGACGCUUGCAAUGGAUGAUGGUGUUGUGUGAUGCGGCCUUGCGAGUCGCCCAAGCAUCCUGCAUCCCUUGCAGCCGCUGUUGCACAAGGCGGCGACCACGGUAGAAGGCUGCGUUGUCGUCGGUGGGGCGAUUGACGUAGGCUUUGUGCAGUCGGUUCUUCUCGGAGAGCAGGUUGCUGAUGGCGGCGCCGUUGUCAUCGAACCAGUCUUGGUGUUGGUGACGUGUGCGACCGAGGACAGCCACUGGAAUGUCUAGUUAAUUACCGAAAUGGAGAUGGUGGGUAGAGAACGACAACAAAGCAAUGUUCACCUUACCUGAGGGCAGCUUAUCUCGAGGUCUCCUGCGAGGCUGUAGGCGAAUCCUCAUUUCGGAGAUGACGAGACGAUGGUCGGUCCAUCCGUCGACAUCCGGAAUCACCUUUGUCUCGAACACAUCCCGCUGGUCUCACCUCCGGACGAGGACAUAGUCCAGCAGGUGUCAGCGUCGCGACCGCGGGUGCAUCCAGGUGGCCUUCUGGCGUCGGAAGGCAGAAGGUGUUGGUCAGGAUGAGGCGGUGUUCUGCGCAGGUUCGUGGGAGUAGGCCGUUGUCAUUGGAGCCGUCGAGACCAUGGAGACCCGCACCCCCCUUCGGGCAGCAUGGUCUGUGCCGACACGGUCGUUGAAGUCACCAAGGGCAGUCAACUUAUCUGCCUUCGGCAGAGUCGCCAGGACGUAUUUCCUGAGGGAGUCACGCACAAAAGUUUGGUGUGGAAAUAUUUGCUAUCCCAUCUAUCGGGCGUCACAUUGAGACAAACUCUUGGCUAAAGAUACGAACAUCUUUCUUUUAACUUGUAGAACAGCCAUCCCCAGCCCAACCUGCCCCCGAAGUCGCUCAGGCCUUCCCAACGUCACAGUCAGAAAUUUAUAUAAUUGGCAAUCAGAUCUACUUUGCAGAAAAUCUUGUCUCCGUCGCUGCAGGUAUGCAAUCUUCCCUUUUACCAUCUUAACUCACGCAGCUAUUCUUUUUCCAUGUCUAAGGAUUAUUCAUAAACAUUUUUUGUUCUCAACUGCAGUUGACAGCACCAGUGACGGAACCGUUGACCCUUCCACUCUUUACGAGACCAUACAAAUUGACGGUCAGCCAACCACAAUUGCCUUUGAGCAACCCACAGAUGGUGUUCGUACGUGCUCUUUCCCUUCAUUGUUCUCUCUUUGAAAGACGAACCCCCGUCAAUUACUGCAAAAUUAGCCUUUUCUGUUACAAGUGCCGGCCUCAAAACCACUACUCCUUCACAAUGCGCAUUUACUGGUGCAAAAAAAAAUGGUUCUUGAAGCCGACAUCACUUGCAAAAUGGAAACUUGAUUCGUUUAGUGACAUACUGUAUAUUGAUGUGAGUUCUGGAUCGCUAGUCGCGGAGAUCAUGUGGCGCGCAGGUCAAGCGAGAACUUCGUGUUCCCCAACGUGAUGUACACUAGGGUUAAUGACGGUUCGAAACUUUGCGACCCCAUGUCGAACUCUUAUUCACUGUCGACAACCUAGUAGCCUUAUCGAUCUCAUGGUUCCUUUUCCUCUAAAGUCACCACCUAAGCGUCGAGGGGCACGUUAUAUCGGAUAAAAGGCUCUUUAUAUCUGUCAAUAACCGUCGGCCUUCUUGUUAGACGGAUCACUCAGUUUAAUAACUGCUACACUUUUGAUUUGUUUGGGUGGUUUUGUCUAUCGCGAUCUUGUUUAACUUUUUCAGAAGCUGCCGGCUAUGUAACUGGUACGUGACUUAUCAAGGCAUUUCCCACGUUUUUCCUACGUUGCCUUACUCAUCCACUCGACUCGUUUCGGAGUUAUAGAACUCUUGAGUUUACUUUGAACUUCUCCUCUUACCUAGACCAAAGCCCUUGGUGUCAGUAGCUCACAGAGAAGGUGAAAGCCCGCCCUUUAACUUCUUUUACGGUUUUUUGUUUCUUUUUCUUUUCAGAUGGUAGUGUCGGUCCCCUAAUCGCUUUGGAUGUCAACAAUUCAGGUUAGUUUUAAACCCUUUUGGUAAAGUUGACGCUAUACCCCACCCCACCGCUUUUGGCUACACCUGUUUCCCAUUUUGGACUUUUGUCACCAAUCCUCGGCACUGGGGAAUUCGGGAGCACCUACGGUCACCCUGAUCUCCUCAAACUAGUGCAUAACAGUCCGCAAAUAAGGCACAUUGGCAUCGCACCAUCGUUGCCUUCUGACCUAACAUUGCGAAUAAGUGCACACUUUCAAGCGUUCCGUUCGAUUCGACUGCAUUAUCAUUAGUGAAAGUACACAUUGGUCAGCGGUUUAUACCGCAACCGGUACUAGUUAAACUUUCCUCAUUGGCUUCUGAUAUGCAUGCACAUCUUCGUUAUUGUAGAAACCAUUCUGCAUACGGAAGAUUUGGAGCAUCAGACCGUACUUGCUGGAGGUACUUUAUCCCUUGGAUAUUGCUUGCAGUCCUUUCAACCUUCUUUUAUAUCCGCUCAAAAUUUCCGCCUUGUGUUUAGCAAAGCCACAGACCGUGUUAACUACCGCUGCCCAAGUGGAAGGGGCCGAGGCGACGCACACUCUUCAGCCGGCUUUGAUCCAAGGUCCCGACGGCGUGAGCAUGCAGCAGGUCUAUCUUGCCUACCAACCCUACUAA
Messenger RNA from Spirometra erinaceieuropaei, 25564 nucleotides. The record is from the annotation of a GenBank genome assembly. Lineage: Eukaryota; Metazoa; Platyhelminthes; Cestoda; Diphyllobothriidea; Diphyllobothriidae.